Messenger RNA from Parnassius mnemosyne (clouded apollo), 2328 nucleotides. The record is from the annotation of a GenBank genome assembly. Lineage: Eukaryota; Metazoa; Arthropoda; Insecta; Lepidoptera; Papilionidae.
AUGUCUAAAAAGGAGGAUUUAGAGGUAUAUUGGAACAAAAUAAAUUAUGCCUUUCCUAUAUUGAAUGGCACACUAUAUAGCGAUUGCACCAAUGAAGAGUAUGAGGAAAUCCAAGAAAUGAUCGUCAGCUUAGGUAUUCAAAUAAGAAUUAGAGACUUGAUACUUAUACAUAUUGAAAAAUAUCUUCGCCAGCACGUAGUACCAUCAUUUUGGUCAAAGUUUAUAAAAUCUGACGUAGAGGUUAAAGGGUUUCAAUUAUUCAAAACUGCUGUUAGCGACCUAUAUGAAUCUGUCACAAAUUUUUCUGGAAUAUUACAUAAGCUAACUUUGUUGAACAACAGUUGCAGCGAUAACAUGCCGAUCUUUGGAGAGAAAGACGUUCUACUUGGUUUUAAACAACUUCUGAGGGCUACUUUGCUUGCUCAAUUACCACUUGAAUUUCAAUAUAUCAUAUAUUUUUUUUAUAAAGUAUCAUUUAAUGUAUUUGAUAAUGAAUAUGAAAAUUCUGAUAUGGGAGAUGAUGUGAUGUGCUCUGGCUGCUGGAAUGAUUAUUCAGAUUGCAAUUGUGCAUACAUUGUUAAAGUUUUUCACGACACAAACCGCAAAUUAAUGGAGCUCCAAUUAUUAGAAAGAUUAGCCGGUCAAGUGUUAACUAAUUUCAUCCAGAUGAGAAUAGAAAGUCAUAUUCAAAAACUUUGUACAGGCACUUUUGAUGUUUCACAUAUAGCGUUUUUGGAAAAUUGGCUUGAUACAACAGUAAUGUCAUGGUUGACAAGAAUAUAUUGUGCUGGAUCAUCAAAACCACCACCAGAUGAUAAAAAUGUUCAAAAUGCCAUUUCAAAAUUUAAGCAAAAGCUAAGCUACUAUUUAUAUCACAGUUAUACAAAACUUAGAAUUGAUCAACUCUUCAAUAUUAUUAUUGAGUAUCCUGACUCACAACCAGCUGUUGAUGAUAUAAAACUUUGUUUAGACAAGACAGACUUGAGACCUACACUUUGCAAGAAUUUACAGACUGCAUUAGAAACAAGAUUAUUACAUCCUGGUGUAAAUACAUCAGAAAUUUUGACAGCCUAUGUCUCCACAAUUAGGACUUUGCGGCAUCUAGAUCCUUCAGGAGUUAUAUUAGAAACAGUUACUAAACCUGUUCGUAAUUAUUUAAGGAACAGAGAGGAUACAGUAAGAAGUGUGGUUAGUAGUUUAACUGAAGAUGGUGCUGGCAGUGAAUUAGCAGAAGAGUUAGCCAAGUUUGCUGGUGAAGGAGAUGAUGAAAAUGAUAAAGAAGACUUAUGGGAUGAAUGGAACCCUGAUCCGGUAGACGCUGAUCCCAAAGUAAAUUCAGGUGAUAGGAAAGCAAGCGACAUUAUAUCUAUGCUUGUAAAUGUAUAUGGAAGUAAGGAAUUGUUUGUCAAUGAGUAUCGAACAUUGCUUGCUGAUAGGUUGUUAGCUCAAAGUGUAAUUAAUACUGAAAAAGAAAUAAGAUAUUUGGAGUUGUUAAAGUUAAGAUUUGGAGAGUCACAGUUACACUUUUGUGAAGUUAUGUUGAAAGAUGUGUCAGAUUCCAAAAGAAUAAAUGCUCUAAUUCACCAAGACAAUAACUUUGAAGCUUCUAAUGAUAAAAUUACAUGUAAUGGAAUGAUAUUAUCAGCUCAGUUUUGGCCACCUUUUAAAGAUGAAAGCCUUGAGUUACCAGUAAUAAUUAAACAGCUUUUGGAGAAUUACACAAAAUCUUUCGAAGCAUUAAAAGGGAAUAGAACUUUAAGCUGGAUACCACAUCUAGGAAAUGUUAACAUUGAAAUAGAAAUUGGAGUUAAGAAAUUGGAGUUAACUGUUUCACCUUUUAAUGCUACAUUAAUUAUGCAUUUUCAAGAUAAACCUGAAUGGUCUUUAGAUGAACUGCAUCAAGUAAUGAAAGUUCCUGUUACUAUUUUAAGAAGAAAAAUUACAUAUUGGCAAUCAAUGGGACUUAUUACUGAAAAAAGCACUGAUUAUUUUGUUUUGGUAGAUGGCAGUGAUGCAAACAAAUCAAAUGUUUCAACAAACCAAGUCCAAGAAAUGAUUUGUGAAGAUGAAGAAGCAGAGAGUGUUAUGGCGUCUGCUCACGAUCAAAGAGAGGGUGAGCUGCAAGUAUUCUGGUCUUAUAUUGUUGGCAUGUUAACAAACUUGGACUCUUUACCUUUAGAUCGUAUACAUCAAAUGUUAAAAAUGUUUGCUUCACAAGCUCCCGGUACAGAAUGUAGUCUUCAAGAGUUAAGACAGUUUUUAGAUACUAAAGUGAGAACACAUCAAUUAGUUUUGCAGGGUGGUAUGUAUAAACUGCCAAAAACAUAA